Daphnia pulicaria is the source of this 3448-nucleotide messenger RNA. RefSeq names its product cullin-1-like. Gene Ontology annotation, molecular function: ubiquitin protein ligase binding. Gene Ontology annotation, cellular component: SCF ubiquitin ligase complex. Lineage: Eukaryota; Metazoa; Arthropoda; Branchiopoda; Diplostraca; Daphniidae. Gene Ontology annotation, biological process: SCF-dependent proteasomal ubiquitin-dependent protein catabolic process; protein ubiquitination. The record is from RefSeq and is a predicted model, not a curated record. Bases 671 to 3013 code for a protein of 780 amino acids. The transcript has 16 exons.
GUGAAAAAAAAAUUCCCAAAAAUUUCCCAUUCCCCCAAAAAAAGUAUUCCAUCUCGAGUGAGAAAAAAAAAAAUAAAAACCCACAAAAAAACAUUUUUUUUUUAAUUAAAAGAAAAAUGAAUUAGUUAAGUUUUGAAUUCCGUUCCAUGUAAUUUUUUAUAUUAUAUAUAUCCUCGUUGUUGUUGUUGGUUGUUGUUGGUUGUAUAUGUGCUCUGCUGCUGCUGCUCUGGAUGCCCGCUGUGAGAGUAAACAUAUAUGAUAAUAAUAUUUCAAAAAAAGAAAUGAGAUGAAAGAAAAACAAAAAAAAUAUUCCACACACUGUUGUUCUGUUCGCGAUAUAUUACACUCUUGUUUGUAGAUUCUUCUCUGUUGCCCCCCUCCCCUCCCCCCAUCAUAUUAUUAUUAUUAUCAAAAAAAGGAGAAAGAAAGAAGAGAGAGAGAGUUUAUUAUAUAGGCCCAAGUAUUAUUAUGUAUACAGCAAUUAUCAUUUAAUAGGCUCUCUAUAUCAUUUGAUAUAUAUUAUAACCCCAUCUCAACAACAAACAAACAACCCCCCUCCCCCACAAACCAACCAAUUCGAAAAUAUAUAACAACAACAAAAAAAAAACUAGUCAAAGUUGGACAGCGUAGAAUCACUUGCAGCUAAUUAUUUUCAAUUUAACGUGCAAUCAUGUCCAGUCAACGUGGCCAAAGUAGUCAUGGGUCUAAAGCACCUAUUGAUCUGGAUCAAACUUGGUCGGACCUCUUACAAGGCAUUGAAAAAGUUUAUAAUAAACAUGUGAUGUCUAUAAAACAAUAUAUGGACCUUUACACGCACGUAUAUGAUUAUUGUACCAACGUAAGUUGGGUAAAUAAUCUAGAUAGUAAAGAAAAUUCAGUUUCUAUCCCAUCUGCAGCUACCAGUAAAGCCAAAACGAGUCAGGCUUCUGGUGGAGCUCAAUUUGUGGGCCAUGAGCUGUAUAAGAGAUUAAAAGACUACCUCAAGUCUCACAUAAUCAAUGUUCUUAAGAAUGGAGUUGACUACAUGGAUGAGCCUGUUCUCAAGUUUUAUACUCAGCAAUGGGAGGAGUAUCAGUUUAGUUCAGAGGUUUUAAAUGGAGUUUGUGCCUAUUUGAACCGACACUGGGUGAAGCGAGAAUGUGAAGAAGGACAGAAAGGAAUUUACGAAAUUUAUCAGUUGGCUCUUGUGACAUGGAGAGAGAAUUUGUUUCGUCAUCUUCACAAACAGGUUACGAAUGCUGUGCUAAAACUAAUUGAACGAGAACGAAACGGUGAACCUAUUAAUACCCGUUUAGUUAGUGGUGUGAUGAACUGCUACGAUGAACUUGGUUUGAACGAAGAGGAUCAGACGGCAAAGGGGCAGAAUUUAUCUGUUUAUAAAGAUUCAUUCGAGAAUUCAUUCUUAGAGGAUACAGAGCGCUUCUAUACCCGGGAAAGCGCUGAAUUUCUACGGCACAACCCAGUGACUGAGUACAUGAAACGUGCCGAACAGCGGUUAGCUGAGGAGCAAAAACGAGUGCAGACUUAUUUGCAUGAAGCAUACCUUGACAAGCUGAGCAAAACUUGUGAAAAAGUCCUUAUAGAAAAACAUUUAGAGAUCUUUCAGGUGGAAUUUCAACACCUCCUUGCAGACGACAAGCAUGAUGAUCUCGGAAGAAUGUACCAGUUGGUCUCACGCAUAUCAGAUGGAUUAACAAAAUUGCGAACACUUCUUGAAGAUCACAUAACCCAGCAAGGUUUGUCUGCCAUCGAACGCGAAGGAGAAGCCGCCCACAAUGAUCCUAAGGUUUACGUUACUACCAUUCUGGAUGUCCACCGCAAAUAUAACGCCCUCGUUAUGUCGGCGUUCCAUAAUGAUGCCGGAUUUGUGGCUGCAUUGGACAAAGCUUGCGGAAAGUUCAUCAAUAGCAAUGCCGUGACAAAGGCCGCCAACUCCUCGUCGAAAUCGCCAGAACUACUGGCCAAAUACUGUGAUCUUUUGCUGAAAAAGAGCGCGAAAAAUCCCGAAGAGGCCGAGUUAGAGGAUACGCAAAAUCAAGUGAUGGUGGUCUUCAAGUAUAUUGAAGACAUAGACGUAUUCCAAGGGUUCUACUCCAAAAUGCUGGCUAAGCGUUUGGUGCAGCAUAUGUCGGCUUCAGACGACGCUGAAGCAUCAAUGAUCUCCAAGUUAAAGCAAGCCUGUGGCUUCGAGUACACUUCGAAGCUUCAGCGUAUGUUUCAAGACAUUGGAGUCAGUAAAGAUCUCAACGAACAAUUUAAGCGACAUCUGGCCAACUCUGCUGAACCACUCGACAUCGAUUUCAGUAAUCAGGUCCUGCCAUCUGGUUCUUGGCCGUUUCAGCAAUCAGUCAACUUUUCUCUUCCAUCCGAACUCGAGCGCUCCGUCCAACGUUUUACUACUUUUUACAGCAGCCAGCACAGUGGGCGCAAACUGCACUGGCUCUAUCAAAUGUCUAAAGGCGAAUUAGUCACCAACUGUUUCAAAAAUAGAUACACACUUCAGGCAUCAACUUUACAAAUGGCUGUACUUUUGCAAUAUAAUGUUUCAACAUCUUGGACAGCCAAUCAGUUAAGUGAUGCAACUGGAAUCAAAAUGGAUUUACUACUGCAGGUGGCGCAGAUUUUCUUAAAAUUGAAGCUCUUGUCGUCCGAAGAUGACGAAAAUGAUUUGCAACAAACUUCUCAGCUCUCUCUCUUUGUUGGAUACAAAAACAAAAAGUUGCGUGUUAACAUCAACAUUCCAAUGAAGGCUGAAUUGAAACAAGAGCAAGAAGCCACGCAACGGCAUUUAGAAGAGGAUCGAAAGCUACUGAUCCAAGCGGAAAUUGUACGCAUCAUGAAGAUGCGCAAAGUACUAGAACACAAACAGUUACUGGCUGAGGUCCUUAAUCAGAUAUCGUCUCGUUUCAAGCCAACAGUGCACAUAAUUAAGAAAUGUAUUGACAUUCUGAUCGAAAAGGAAUAUUUGGAGAGAACCGAAGGACAGAAGGAUACUUAUUCCUAUCUCGCAUGACUUCUCAGUCCUGUGAGCUUUUCCUUAACUUUUGCCAUUUUUUGCGUGUUACUUAUACACUAGAAAAAUGGAAGUAGAGGAGAGAGACAGAGUUUUCACGGUUGUUGCCGCUGGUCAACAGCGAUUUUUGUACAAGGAUAAGAACCGUGACCAAUUCUAGGAACAAAAGACGCUCACAGAGUUGAUCAUAUGACUCUUGUUUAGCAUACCCAUUUCUGUCUUGACUCCCCAUCUUAAAUUUACUUCUUUUUCUCGUUUUCUGUUCUACUGCACUUUAAAAUUCGGCAUUUUUUUUUCUCUUGAGUCUUGAGUUAGUGAGUUACACACUUUUAUCGCGUUCCGGAGGUUAUCAUUUUUUCGAUUGUUAGUGGGUGCGAAUGGGUCUAUGUGUGAAGUCCUGCUAAUUAUCACAAAUAAAAUUGAAGUUAUUUCAUA